GCACGGAGAAGACAGUGGCCAUGGUCGCGGGGGGGUUUCCCGCUACGGGACGCAGAAGAGGAGCCCUUCCUGCCCAGGCACCGGAGCUGCUGGCGUAGCCCCUGGGGCCGGGAUGGUGAGCCACAAGGGGCUGAACGCCACGGACAGCCUGGAGUCCCUCUCCGUCCCCAAGCAGUUUGUCGCCCUGGAGGUGGUGGGUCUCCUCUGCAUGGUCCUGCUGACCCUCACCGCCCUGGUAGCCAACGCCGUGGUGAUGUUCGUCAUUCUCAAAACCCCCCUUCUCAGGAAGUUCAUCUUCGUCUGCCACCUCUGCGUGGUCGACCUCCUCUCUGCCAUUUUCCUCAUGCCCCUGGGGAUCAUCUCCAGCUCCUCCUGCUUCAGCAGGGUGAUCUACAGCAUUGCCGAGUGCCAGGCCUUGAUAUUCCUCAACGUCUGCUUCAUCAGUGCCUCCAUCCUCACCGUCUCCAUCAUCAGCGUGGAGCGCUACUACUACAUCGUCCACCCCAUGAGGUACGAGGUCAAGAUGACCAUCAGGCUGGCAGUGGCCGGAGUAAUCUUCAUUUGGGUCAAGUCUGUUCUCAUCACCAUCUUGGCACUGGUGGGCUGGCCUCAGGGCAACGGUGCCACCAGCGCCAGCCGCUGCACGGUCUACUGGAGCCCCGGGGCCCACAAGAAGGUUUUUGUCAUCCUCUUCAGCAUCGCCUGCUUUGUCCUGCCCACCAUCAUCAUCUUUGCCGUCUACUGCAGCAUCUACCGCGUGGCCCGUAUGGCAACCCUACAGCAGGUGCCUGUGCCAGCACAGGCAACUGUGCCAAGACACCGGGCCGACUCCGUUGCCAGCCAAGUGACCAUCAUCACCACCCGGAACCUGCCACUGCCCAGGCUGACGCCGGAGCGCUUUUUGGGCAGCAACAAGGCCAUCCUCACCUUGGUUCUCAUUGUGGGACAGUUCUUGUGCUGCUGGCUGCCCUUCUUUGCAUUCCAUUUGCACUCCUCUGUCGCUGCUGGCGCGGCGGAUGGCGGGCACGGGGAGAUGGUGGUCACCUGGAUCGCCUACUCCUCCUUCGCCAUCAAUCCCUUCUUCUACGGGCUGCGUCUCUUCCGGCUCCGGCGCAGCUGUUUCAACCGGCCUUUAGGCCAGGAGCUCUGCCUUUCCAUCUCGGAGGCUUCUGUCCAGGAAAACUUCCUGCAGUUCCUGCAGAGAGCGACUUGCACGCUGGAGACCCAUGCCAGCUGCAUCAGCCCCAGCCCCAGGAACAGGCUGGACCAGACCAGGAUGGACUUCCCCAUCCCGGGUCAGGUUCCUGAAGAGAGCAGCUGA
Eurypyga helias (sunbittern) is the source of this 1321-nucleotide messenger RNA. RefSeq names its product probable G-protein coupled receptor. Gene Ontology annotation, molecular function: G protein-coupled receptor activity. Gene Ontology annotation, cellular component: plasma membrane; signaling receptor complex; endosome. Lineage: Eukaryota; Metazoa; Chordata; Aves; Eurypygiformes; Eurypygidae. Gene Ontology annotation, biological process: G protein-coupled receptor signaling pathway. The record is from RefSeq and is a predicted model, not a curated record.